This is a messenger RNA of Phyllopteryx taeniolatus (common seadragon), 1490 nucleotides long. RefSeq names its product REST corepressor 1 (gene rcor1). Gene Ontology annotation, molecular function: transcription corepressor activity. The record is from RefSeq and is a predicted model, not a curated record. Lineage: Eukaryota; Metazoa; Chordata; Actinopteri; Syngnathiformes; Syngnathidae. The coding region runs from base 1 to 1311 and encodes 436 amino acids. Gene Ontology annotation, cellular component: transcription regulator complex; histone deacetylase complex. Gene Ontology annotation, biological process: regulation of transcription by RNA polymerase II; negative regulation of DNA-templated transcription. The transcript is spliced from 13 exons.
AUGGCGCCCAUGCUCGACAGGAACGCGGAGGCGGCGGCGCCGGUGGCCGGCAAGAGGCGAGGUCGCGGCCCCGGAGCGGCGAUGAGCAUCGGCGGGAAGAGUGUGUCCGGUAAUGGAAGCAGCGGCCGGGGCUGCUGGGAAGAUGGAAGUUCUGGCUCCAGUAGUGACGAGGAGCACGGUGGAGGGGGGAUGCGGGUCGGAUCACAGUAUCAAGCCGUGGUUCCGGACUUUGACCCGGAGGUGGCGAAGGCAUGUCAGCUGUCCCACAGUGUGGGCAUGUUGGUGUGGAGUCCCAGCAACACUGUUCAGCAGAGUCAAUUGGAUGAAUACAUCACCAUCGCAAAAGACAAACACGGAUACAACAUGGAACAGGCCCUGGGGAUGCUGUUCUGGCACCAGCACGACGUGGAGAAGUCGCUGGCCGACCUCCCCAACUUCACGCCGUUUCCCGACGAGUGGACGGUGGAGGACCGCGUCCUGUUCGAGCAGGCCUUCAGCUUUCACGGGAAGAGCUUCCACCGCAUCCAGCAGAUGCUACCCGACAAGUCCAUGGCCAGCCUGGUCCGCUUUUACUACUCGUGGAAGAAAAGCCGGAACAGGAGCAGCCUGAUGGAGAGGCAGAGCCGGAAAGUCAAGAGGGAGAGAGACGACAGUGACGACGAAAGUCAAGAAAAUCCCCCCAGUGAUUACGAGUCCAAUCACGUUAAAGAAGACAGCAAGGAGCCGAGUUCUGGAAUUGAGCGGCCGGAGGUGAAAGCUGCUGCUGGACUCAAAGCGUCAGGCGUCAAAGGCGCCCACCGGGCCAAGACCCGCCCCCCCAGAGGAAUGUUCCUGAAGCAGGAGGAUGUGGUCUCGCUGUCCACCUCAUGCGCUCACGGCGUCCUGCGGCAGCUGGACACUCAACUGACCGCCGCCAAGCGACAGGUCCAGAGCAUCAAGCAGUCCAACAGUGCUCUGAAGGAGAAACUGGACUCUGGAGUGGACCAGUUCAGACAACCUGAGGUGAGCUGUAAAGUGAACGGGCGUUGGAGUUCAGACGAGCAGCUUCUGGCCGUUCAAGCCAUUAGGAAAUACGGGCGGGACUUCCAGGCCAUCUCGGACGUGAUUGGCAACAAGUCGGUGGUGCAGGUGAAGAACUUCCUGGUCAACUACCGGCGCCGCUUCAACCUGGACCAGGUGCUGCAGGAGUGGGAGGCGGAGAACGGCGUGGAGGGCGGAGCCGUGCCCGACGACGACAAGAUGGAGGCGGCGGGGCCGCCCGAGGACGACGCAGCGGACGACCACCUGACUCUGCCCCCUGGGGACCUCUGACCCCAGUGAACCCCGGUCCUCUUGAGUGUGUGCGGAUGUCUGACUCCGCCCCCUUACGUUUUCUUUUUUCUUUUCUUUUUUCAUGUGAAGAGCCGCUGAUGUCAUCUGUUGCCAUGGAAAAAUACAUUUUUAUAAAGUAAAAGGACCUGCCAUAGUUUUAUUAAAUCAAUCUGAAAGCA